Messenger RNA from Apis laboriosa (Himalayan honeybee), 1919 nucleotides. It is a transcript of the gene Hex-A, whose product is annotated as hexokinase type 2-like. The record is from RefSeq and is a predicted model, not a curated record. Gene Ontology annotation, cellular component: mitochondrion; cytosol. Bases 258 to 1625 code for a protein of 455 amino acids. Gene Ontology annotation, molecular function: ATP binding; glucokinase activity; D-glucose binding. Gene Ontology annotation, biological process: glucose 6-phosphate metabolic process; glycolytic process; intracellular glucose homeostasis. Lineage: Eukaryota; Metazoa; Arthropoda; Insecta; Hymenoptera; Apidae. The transcript is spliced from 7 exons.
CUCGUGAGGCACACUUGUGAACGACAAAUCGUACGUGGCUAUCUGAUCGAAAACGUAGUUACUGUCACGCGCGUGCACGAACUCGUGUGUUCGAAUUCACAACGGAACGUAUUGCGUAGAGAGAACCGGAUUCCUAACAAUUCCUCGAAUAUUGUGCUCUUUUUCUAUCUUAUUUUCUCCCUGGAUCGUGUACCAAAAAAGUCUUAAACACGAAGCUUCUAGAGGAUCAUAGUUCGGGGUGCAACGAGGGGAGGGCAAUGAAAACGUCGUUAUCCUCCAGUGACAUGAUUAAACAGGAGAUUAGAGAAAUCUGUAAAGACAUGAUCCUCUCAGAUGACAAACUUCGACAGCUUAUGGACACUUUGAACGAUCAAUUACAUAAAGGUCUAGCUAAGGAAACGCAUCCAACUGCGACAACGAAAUGUUUUCCAACUUACGUUCAAGAUCUUCCCCAAGGCACAGAGAAGGGUAACUUUUUGGCCCUGGAUCUUGGCGGGACGAAUUUCAGAGUGUUAUUGAUCACUCUGGAUAAUCAGAAUUUCGACAUGAAGAGUAAAAUCUAUGUUAUACCACAAAGUUUGAUGGUGGGAACCGGUAUACAACUCUUCGACCACAUAGCUCAAUGUUUGGCCAUGUUCGUCAAGGACUUGAAUCUUCAGCAUGAAGUUCUACCUCUUGGGUUUACUUUUAGCUUCCCAUUGAUACAGCAUGGGCUAACCAAAGGCUAUUUGGUUAGGUGGACGAAGGGAUUCAAAUGUGAUGAUAUAAUAGGUCAAGAUGUAGUUGAGUUACUUGAACAGGCGAUUAAGAGAAGAGAUGAUGUGAAAAUCCAGAUAUGCGCCAUUUUAAAUGACACUACUGGUACUUUGAUGUCAUGCGCUUGGAAAAACAAGAAUUGCCGUAUUGGAUUAAUUGUCGGAACUGGUACCAAUGCUUGCUAUGUAGAAAAGUUAGAAAACAUAGAAACCGUGUAUCCAGAAAACGUAUUACCAGGAAAACCUAAAAUGCUGAUCAAUAUUGAAUGGGGUGCCUUCGGUGAGGGUACACUUCUUGAUUUUAUAUCAACGGAUAUUGAUCGUGAUGUCGACCAGAAUUCGAUUAAUCCGGAGAAACAAGUGUUCGAGAAAAUGAUCUCUGGCAUGUAUAUGGGAGAAUUGGUAAGGUUGCUCAUUGAGAAAGCGAUAAACGCUGGACUAUUGUUUACUGGAAAACCUAUCAACGAGCUCAAAAAACGUGGAAGAUUCUACGCGAAAUACGUUUCAGAAAUUGAAAAUGAUCCUAAUGGGAAAUAUACAAAUUGUCGUGAAGUAUUGGCAGAAUUAGGACUGCGAAAUGUUACUGAUCAAGACUGCGAGAAUGUUAAGUACAUUUGCUCUGUUGUAUCAAGGAGAGCAGCUCACUUGGCCAGUGCUGGAAUCGCUACAUUGUUGAAUAAAAUGGGCGAAGAUAAUGUUGUUGUUGGAAUUGAUGGUUCGGUAUAUAGAUAUCAUCCACACUUUCACAAUCUUAUGACCGAGAAGAUAGGCCAAUUACAGAGUCACAAGUUCGAAUUAAUGCUCUCCGAGGAUGGUAGUGGUCGUGGAGCGGCGCUGGUCGCCGCAGUGGCUGCUGGGAAUCGAAGAUGAAGAUAACGGUUGUGCCACAUCUCCUUAGUUUAGAUUAAAUUAAGUUAUAUGCAGUAACGAUACAAAUUUGACACACUAUUAAUAUAAUAACAUACACAAAAAAUAUAUGAAGUCAUGCGUAUGUGCCGAAGAAGAAGUUAAAGAAAACUAGUUAUUAAACUAAAGAAAAAGAUAGGCAAAUAAACGAACGAGUGAAAUUCUGUCUAUUAAAAAGAAUGAAAUGAAAAAUGCAUGAAUGUUAAGAGUGAAGUAAAAAAGUGUAUCUGUGUGUGUGUGUGUGUGUGUGUGUAUAUG